CAGACUCACAAAAUUGGUAAAACAAAACAAAGUAAAUUUCAGAUUGCAACACUAGCCAGUAUCCAGAAUUAUACAGCAAGAACAUGCAAUUCCCACAAAACAUCUUUAAGGUGUUAUCGAAUUUAUCGUACAUGAAGCGAGUGACGAUGCUGGUUUUUCCCACCAAUUGGUCACCCAAGAACACCAACAUAGCUAAAGCUGAAACAGGAGCCAUUUCAAAAUCGAAAACGAAAGCAAAAGGAGGAAUCGGAAGAAGCUGAGAAAAAACCCGAUGGUUAGUGAAUCCGGACAUGCUGCGUCACCAUUCUUCAAUCUUCGUGCGGAUUUUGACAUGUUCAGUUCGCAGUGUGCGUUAUGUCUAUGGCACCAACCAUUCCCAAUGCGAAUGCGACGAGCCUCUGCUCCUACACUACUUAUCCAAUGGCUGCCACCACGAAGCGCGAAACCUCCUUCAAAGUUCCUCCCGAGGUGACCUUCACGCACGCGUGGUUCGCUGGACCAAGCUACUCUCCAACUUCUCCCGCCAUGGUUACGUGGCCGAAGCUCGCGCAUUGUUCGACAUAAUGCCUCACAAAAACCUCGUCACUAGCAAUACCAUGUUGACAGCGUACAUGCGCUCCGGCUUGCUCGACGAGGCUUCCCGGUUCUUCGAGACCAUGCUGGAGAAGAACGUUGUUUCUUGGACUGCCAUGCUAUGUGGGUUUUCAGAUGCGGGGAGGAUCNAUUUUUUUUCCAAAUUUUCUUAA
Messenger RNA from Vigna umbellata (rice bean), 746 nucleotides. NCBI's taxonomy places the organism in Eukaryota, Viridiplantae, Streptophyta, Magnoliopsida, Fabales, Fabaceae. The record is from RefSeq and is a predicted model, not a curated record.